AUGAAUGGAAAAAUACCAGCAAAACAAGACAUGGAAAUGAUUUUAGACAAAGCUUUACUUGAGAGUAAUUGCCCCAGUAUUACAAAUACGUAUCACAGGUCGAAGCAGACUGGCAGCCGGAAACGUGGAAAUCCUGCAAAAGAUUCACUCGAGAGACUCGACACAGAAUUUCCAAUAAGCAAACGUACCGGUUGCAGUUUCACUUCAGAUGCUCACGACGAAGUUCCUCAGUCUCAAAUUCUAAACACUGCCCCUCGUGAUGAAGGAGAAGAAGCUGAACAGCUGGCCAUAGUAAUGCGGGAAAGCGUAAGGCAUAUUAAUAGUAAAGAAACAUUAACACCAAAUCAGAGUCCUGAUUUCCCUUUUUCGUACGCUCCGCGUUUUUCCACCUUCUGUCGAUUACAACCCCAUUGCUAUUCAACACGAUCCAAUAAUGCCCACAAUGCCUAUGUAUAACCAACCGUAUCACUCAGCGAGCAUUGAGAACUUUCCAACAACUUAUCCACAAAGCCUUGGACAUUUUCCUGCGUAUCCAGCGAACGUUGGACCCUUUCAUUAUCCUCGAACUGAGUAUGGUGUUUUGCCUAUGAAUUAUGUACAUGGUUCAAAUGGUUUGAAUUGUUAUUCGACUCAGACACAACUAGAACAAAUGACCGAGAGCGAAGGGAAAGAAAACGACAAAGCUGUUGUCGAAAAAUAUCAAGAUAUAGAAGUAAACUCUGACGACUCGUAUGCAGCUGCGUCUCUUCUGAUGAAUAUGGCAACACAUCACACUCACAAUUGA
Paramuricea clavata is the source of this 784-nucleotide messenger RNA. The record is from the annotation of a GenBank genome assembly. Lineage: Eukaryota; Metazoa; Cnidaria; Anthozoa; Malacalcyonacea; Plexauridae.